Messenger RNA from Botrytis byssoidea, 2826 nucleotides. RefSeq lists its product as uncharacterized. Bases 1 to 2826 code for a protein of 941 amino acids. Lineage: Eukaryota; Fungi; Ascomycota; Leotiomycetes; Helotiales; Sclerotiniaceae. Gene Ontology annotation, biological process: autophagosome assembly; protein localization to phagophore assembly site; mitophagy. The transcript has 3 exons. The record is from RefSeq and is a predicted model, not a curated record. Gene Ontology annotation, cellular component: extrinsic component of membrane; Atg1/ULK1 kinase complex; phagophore assembly site.
AUGCAUCAACAUCCUCGUCCUUCACCUAGGACGGCCUCACCAGCCUCGUCACCACACACAAAUCCAACUCGAACAAACAACCCUAGAGAAGACGGUCGAUCUGCCCAUUCGAGAACACUAUCAGAUAUGCCACAUUAUCAAGAAGCAGACGAUGCAGGUGGAGAUGGUGGAUCCAUGGUUGCUACUGGCCCAAGUCGAGAAGCGGUCAAGAGAAUGGAUCAAAUCAUAUCAAAUUUCCACACGAAAGCUGCAAUUAUCUUACUGGGAUCGCGAGUAGGACUUCCUGUAGUCCUCAACAGAGAUGGAACCGUGAAAGUGAGCAAAUGGUUUCAAAUCGAAACCGAUGAUACCGAUGCAUAUCGAGAUGAGCUCAACACAUGGCGAACGUGCGGUGGCUUUCAGAAUCGACCACCACCACUUAUAAUAGAAACAUACAUCGAUACUUCCCACUUGACGAAAAGUCAGAGAUUGGUUAUCGUAGAUGAUUUGGGAAAGCGAUGGGAUGCUUUGGAUGCUCUAAGUGAUUCUAGUAGUUCCCAUGAUGAACAUAGCGAAGUCAUACUAGAACGUUGGAGAAUUGAGCUCGGAGAUAUACCCGGAGAGCAGCCCAAUAAUUUUGCUCCUACUUUACCCCUUCUCUACAAACAGUGUGUUGUUUUCUUUCGCGCAUUGUAUUCAGCAUCCAAAUUAUUGCCGGCCCAGAAAUUCAAAAAGAACAUAGGAAAGAGUGGAGCGCCAACAAAUUCAUUGAUUGUUAAUUGUCGUAUCACAACCGGUAAUACUCAACCACGUCGAAUCGAUGGCCUUAAGCAACCUAUAUUCGACCACAGUGGUCCAGUCACCUCGACGCAUAACCUGGGAACCACUGAAACUCCUGCCGGUCCAAUUUUCGCCGAAGUAACAUAUCGAAAUGAUUGUAACUUUCGUGUUGAUGAUUCUGAAUCUCUUCUCAGCUCUCGAUUCAUGGGUGCAGACGAACACUUCUUCACUCCUUCAUUGGCAGCAAGAGGUGAUUUAAGUCGUCGAAGGUCAACAAAGCAGCCGGAAAUUGGCUCCCUUCCAGCACACAAACAACUUACCGAUGAUUCUGGUCCAGUUCAAACAUAUGGAAGUUUAUCAACAUUCCACGGAAACGCUCCCCCAGGAGGCUCGAGCCCAAUAUCCGCCUUGAGAGCUCAGAGGCCCAUAGGAUCAGAUACGAGCUCCCCGCCCAUGGGAUCUUUACCACAAUCACGCCCAUUACUCGGAUCGAAAGGUUCGAUAAAGUCAUUGGAAGGUAUCGCGAUGGCGAGAAGACCAUCAUUAUCGUUUCAGCCAUUCAAAGCUGGCUCCCUGUCUUCAUCUCCCAGCCGUGCUACUUAUGCCGGUGAAACCUUACCUGCAUCUCCAGGGUCCUUGCCAAGGCCAUCUGGAAUUAGUGCACUUGCACAAGCCAGAAAUCGUUCAUCUCUCAUAGCUGGAAUGCCAGCUACGUUGAGAGGGGGCCCAAUGGCCGCAGAUAAUAUGGUUCCCACAUCUGUCUCAAGCUCACCGAAACCUGCUCCGAUUCGAUACAGCAGUAGUUUUAGUCAUCGUCGUGGCAGAUCAUCUUAUGGAGGAGCUAGUAAAACAGUAGAAGAUGAUCAGGGUAGCAGCGGUAAACAAAGUCUCUCAUCUUCUGUGCAACCAGGUUCUGGUAUUCUUGCAGAAGCUGGAACAGGUGGUAGUUCGGGAUCUUUACAAACUGAUGAUGACAAUAUAUCGGAUUUUCUGAAACUCUUGGAAAGUAAGAAAACCUUGCAGAGUUUCGAACCUUCUGGAGAAGCAUCAAGAAAGAGAGCCACUGCACAAUUAUCCAGAUUUCAAUCAAUGCGCGAUUCACAUAAUGCUUUGACAGAUUCUCUGGCUUCAUCAACAAUGCUACAAAGAUCAUCAAGUUCUUCGAGUCGACAAUUAUCUAGUGUACCUCCUAUGGUUGCUGCUACCUCAAUUUCAGCAGGAUCAUCCCCCGGUAAACCCAUCUCCCCACACACUCCUCACACUCCCGCCAUCCCUUCACGAUUAAGUGCAAAUUCAAUAGCUGAGUACGAUCAACCACGAAGACCAAGUCGACGAAGUAGGACUUCAGAAGCAAGAUUAGAUGAUGUGGAAGAUAGUGAUCAUCCAAAUGAUGCUGGAACAAAUGCUAUCGAUAUCCCCACCUCACCUAGACCGUACUACCCCCACGCUCGAAGAUCAAGUUCUGUUGCUCAGCAACAUAGAUCAUUGGCAAUCGAUGAUGAAUUGGGUGAUCUUCCAUUUGGGGUGCAUAGAAGUAUAAGCUUAGGAGCCGAUGAUCGGGAGCCACCAAGUCUGAGUGCACUCUUGAACAUUGGACAAGCCUCUGAGGAGGUAGAAUCACCAACUGGACAAUCUUCAUCCCAACUCCAACCUGCUCCUCGAAUCUCUGAAGGUACUACUGCCAUGUCUCGUCAAGCCUCAUCAUCUUUGGAAGCUCAUGAUCCAGAUGUUCCUCAAGUUUCUCGAUUCAGUGGUCCAGGUUCUGCAAACUCACCAUAUCGACCACGUAUUGGGAAAACUGGUGGCCGUGGAGUCACCCCACCACAAACCGGUUCUUUCUCUAGCCUCCUAGUAGACAGAGGAAGUGGAAGUGGUAGUGAACGAGCUAGUGGCGGCAGGUACAGUUUUAGCAGGGGACAAUAUGAACCAGAUGAUGAGCCAUUACUCUUCGACAUGAGUGAGAUUGGACGAGAUCGAAGAAGCAUUGAUGAAGCUAGAGGAUACGAAGCAAGUAGAGGAGGAGAGUCUGGCGCAAGUAGUCGAAGAGGUAGUCGAUGGGGUAGGUAA